Molecule: messenger RNA, 6422 nt
Organism: Lethenteron reissneri (Far Eastern brook lamprey)
Lineage: Eukaryota; Metazoa; Chordata; Hyperoartia; Petromyzontiformes; Petromyzontidae
Gene: TTC6
Product: tetratricopeptide repeat domain 6
Molecular function (GO): protein binding
Source: RefSeq, a predicted model, not a curated record
GUCACCGCCGCUGCCUGUUGCUGUUACCGUGGCAACGGCCUCUUCCCCCACUUUGACCGCUCAUCUCGCGAGUAGAAACAAAAAUUAGUUUUUUGCAAAUGGAAUUAAAUCCGAAGCUUGUUACCGAAUGCGUGUGUUUUGUGACUCAAGGAGCGACUGAUGAAGGCUCGCACGACGCCGACGGUGAGCGACUCGGGAUUAUAAAGACGCACCCUCACCACGCCGGAGCGGACAAUUAAGGUGUCGAACGCCGUUUCGUCUGGAUUAUAAGACGAUUCACCACUCCUUAAAUAUGGCAUCGAACGAUCACCGGAUCGAUCGCGCGUGUGGCCAAAGCGGGGAAGAAGAUUGCCUGCAGAGCAAACCACGGCGCAGUGUGCAGACAGAACUCCUUGCAGCCGCGCAGACGCCCAGGUUUUUCCCAGAACUUGAACCUUCUCCGCAGCUCGUUCGUAGCCAAACCAGACUUGCCAGUGUCUCAUCCCACGGCCGCGUUAACAAAGUUGCAUUUUCAGGUUUUCAAAAUAAAAUCGUUUUAACCGAGUGUGCACUGCGUACAAAGAGUGAACCCGCUGGAUCGUGUGAUCUACGCAUCCCUAAAGAGAAUUCUGUCAGAAUUUGUAAGUCACCUGUGGGUGGUGCAGCCAUUCCCAGAAUAAAUAAAGAUGGGAAUGUAGAUAAGACACAGGAGAGAAAACGUGGGAAAUGGUCAUCAACACCAUCUAUCCCUGAUAUUCAUGGUAAACGUGAUGAAGAAAUUGUGCCAAAUGUGCUUGUGCCCUCGUGCCAAAAACCUGUUAUAGCACCUUUUGCUGGGACUACUACUCAGAUUGUUAUUAAUACCAGAGCCAAGCCAACUGUAAAUUCGCCUUCUCAAGCAUUUGCUAAAUCUACUGUGCCACAACUACAGAGUUCCACAGGAAGGACAGCACCUGGAGCUACCACAAAAUCUGCUUUACAGAAUCAAAAACAUAAUUUUGGAUACAAAAACAAUGAUGGUGAAAGUUGCGAUAAAAUAUCUAAGUCAUACUCUCUGGACAGAAAUAAGCCAAAUGAUCAACAACAAAAGGAAGAUGGUUCGCGUUGGCUUUCGCAAGAAGAUGCACAAUUAAUACAUAGGGAUAAAUGUGCUGCGACCAAAACAUAUGAAUUAAUGGCUUCCCAAAAGUCAGCUGCAGAGCUGUUGAAAGAGGCUAAAGAGAUCGCUAAACCUGACGCUCCAAAAAUGUUUGAGAAACAUAUGAAGGAUGAAGAUGGUGGAAAGGGAAAUCUACUACCAUAUCCUGCACCAUUCGUGCUACACUCACCAAGCCUGUCUGACAAGGUCACGUUAAAUAACAGGAAUAUGUGUAGGGAAGAAUUCUGCAUUGACACGCAUCAGAUGACUAAAGAUAAUGAAGGAGUGAUGCACACCUCUAUGCCCAAAUUUGAUCAGGACUCCUUAAGCAUACAGAAACGUGCAGAAAACAAGAAAAAUCAAGCAGAUGGAAGUUCAUCAAUUUGUGGCAGCCGAAACAAAGCGCCAGUCUUUGUCACAUGCUUGCCAGACGCUGCGUCAGAGAUGAAAGAUUGUGCGGUGACAAAGAAAAUGUUCAAGGUCUCUUCGAAAUCCCAGACAAUCCUUGAUUCCAGUCACAGCAAUCACAGGAAAACGAACUGUUGAUUUGGCUAAUGAAAGAGAAGAUGCCAUGCUUCCCGAUCAGAUUUCUCCUGCCAACUUUUUUCAAGUACAAAGAAUAAAGCAACAUAUUGUUAAAAGGAAACUUGGUGGCUCAGACAACAGUAAACAGUUUGCGGAUAAGCCUCUGCAUAACCUGCCUGCAAAGGCAGCUACUGAUAAGGAGAUUGGUGCUUGCAGCAUCCACUAUUUCUGCACUGGAAACCUAAGCGAUGUUGUUCCUCCAAGAUUGCAGCAGUUUUCCAGGUUUUGUCAUGCACCCAGCAAGUAUCCACCUUCCUGGAGUAAAUUAGCUGAAGAAAGUUUCAAUUCGGAAACGGCAAGAACUCUCGAGCAAGGAGUCAGCCUUACAGAAGUAUUAGCUUCUGAGAAAGACUGUCUACCUGUUAUGCCAACACCGUGUCCUUCAAGUCUAGAGGAAUGGCAGAGGGUCGCAGAGAUCUGCGUACAAAGUCCUCAGUUUUGUGUGGUUGGGAAGCAGGUGCCACUGAAGAUAGAUGUUUCAAGGUUGUUCUGGAAUCCUUCGCCUCCUAAGUUUGCUUGCCCAACCUCUUACUUCAAACAGCUUCUUUGUCCCAUAUACCAGACUGAUCUGUUGAAAACAAUGGCCAAUACAGAGGCACUUCCUGCUGAAAUGGAUAAUGAAGGCGAUGAUGAUGAUGAGGAAGAGAUGAGAGAACGUCUUGAAGAGAGAGAUCAUAUCGGUCGUGUGUUAUCUCGGACUUAUGGAUCAGAGCCAGCCUUGGGCAGACCCGGGCCGUUGCGGUCACUCAGUGACCUCGUGGUGACCUGCGCAGGCUCUGGCGGGGCACGGAGACAGCAAGAAGUGUGGGAAACAUGUUCAAGUGAAAAAUGCGAAGAUCCAAGACUUUUAAAUUGGCACGUACAUUCUGUAGUCGAGAAGGUAAACCACAUGUUAAAACCAAGGAAAUGCACAUCUGAGCCAUCUUUAAAUCAUGAAGAUUCUGACUUUAAUUUGAAAGCACCUUCUGACUUCAGGACUUGCAUGGAUGAACUGGAAGCUCACAAAGCGAUGAUACAAUUUGCUGCCAAAGAACUUAAAGAUGCUUCUGCAAAAAGUUAUGAUCAAACAGAAGUGUGUGUUAAGCCAAGGCAAAAAAUUGCCAAAUUAACUCCAGCUGAAAAGGCCAGAGAAGCAGGUCUAAAAUAUGUCCAUUACCCAAAGACAAAGAAGAAAAAAAGACGUUCGCUCCACCCAGACAAGCUCGAAGCUGUCUUGGAUCAGCUCCAGUUACCCCCAAGGCUCUUGACAAGGUGUUGUUCAGAUCCUCAUCUGCAGAGCCCACGCGGGAAGCCACCCUCGUGGGUUUUACACAGCGUUCAUCGUGACCGCCGCAGACCAAGCCUUCCACGGUGUUUGGAUUUUGGGAGCUUUGCCGACAAUCAGGGCAGAAUCCCUGAAGAUGAAAGUCCUCGGGAGUGGGUCCGAGACAUUUGGAACCGCUGGUUUGAUGAAGUGUUUCCUCCGAAACCAAAGCCCAGCAACAACUUAUUGCAUGCGGCCACAGGGACCAAUUCGGAGGCGUUAGGUGUAUCAGCAGUAGAUAAGACAGAUGUUGAAAUUCGUGAUGUUAGUGCUGCGCCUGCUGGUGUGAACACGGGUUUUGCAGAGCUGAAGCCAGGGAAGGAGGAUCUUGAAGCAGAAGUUGAACGUCUCUCUGGUCUCAUUGAGGCUCAAGGACAGCCCUCGUCAUUCCAUUUUUGUCGCAGGGGAGCUGUCUACAGAAAGCUCGGGCGGCUCGAUUUGGCAAAGUCAGAUUUAGAUACAGCCAUCAACAAGGAAGUGAUGCUGCUGGACGCGUACUGGCAUCGACACUUUAUUCACCUGCUGCAAGACAAUCCGCGUGCUGCACUACAUGACCUGAACUUCAUCCUCAAACAUAACCAGACACGUGCAGAUGCAUAUAGAUCCCGCGCAGAAAUAUACAGCAGUCUCGGAGACAUCGACAUGGCUCUGUGCAACUACAGCCAGGCUAUAAAGUACAACUCUGAGGAUUAUGGGAGUUACUUUCGACGUGCGGAAGCCAAUCAGCGGAGAGGGGAUAUGCAACUGGCUAUGCAGGAUUAUGCUCAGGCUGCCCGUAUCAACCCAAGCCAGGUGGAAGCGUUGAUAAGGUGUGGAAGAUUUCACUUGAAGCAAAGAGAUUGGGCUGCUGCCAUCCAGGACUUUACAACUUUGAUUGAUCGAGAGCCGAACAAUGCACUGCAUCGUACACAUCGAGGAAUAGCGUACGCCGGUGUGAACUGCUACAAGGAGGCAAUCAAAGACUUUACGUUGAGCAUCCGCUUGGACCCAAAGAACUGGAUCGGCUUCUACCAUCGAGGGUGCCUCCUGCGUGAAGCUCUCCCGACAAAGGCUCUGCAGGACCUCAGCAUCUCAGUCCUCUUGAACAACCGGGCAGACAAUAUGCUGGCUUUCCUGCACCGUGGGAUGCUGUACGCCCAGAUGGGAAGGUGGACAGAAGCAAUCUGUGACUUUGAGAUUGUACAGCAGAUGGACAGGACUGUGGCCCUGGCCCACAUGAACCUAGGACUGAUCCUGCUCACAGUGAAGGAGCAAUACCAUGCGGCCAUAAAGUGUUUUACUGCGGCCUUGAAGACCUUGCCUACCUGCGCCCGCGCCUACGUGCAUCGGGCUGACGCGUACCACAAGGUUGGCGACCUCCACAGCGCCCUCUGUGAUGUGACCAAGGCGAUCCACCUGCAGCCAACUUCGUUCCACCUCUACCUGAUGAGAGGGCAGUAUCUGUAUGAAAUGAACAACAAGGAACUGGCUGUCUUUUGCCUGUGCCACGUUUUAGAAAUGAGUCAAGAGUUGGGCUUGUGCUCAAUGCAGCAGGCGAUCAUCCAGUCCUUUCUGAAGGAUCAUCAGCGGGCCAUCGAGUGUCUGGCUGACAUGUGCAGCAUGCAGCCGCAAGUCACGACGCUUGCUUUGCUCGGCAACAUUCAGAUGAAGGCCGAGCAGUUCCAGGAAGCAAAAAUGAGCUUUGAGCAAGCGCUACACUUGAGCAACUCAGUCAACAAAGACCAGCAGCCAGCUGAUGCCUCAAGGGCCAACAUUUAUUUCCUUUUGGGGCUGUGUCUAAUAGAGCAAACUAACUUCAAAGAGGCUUUGAAGGCAUUCAGCGCUGUUCUGCAUAUCGUGCCAAAGCACCAAGAGGCCUUGUACAAGCGAGGCAUCUGUCGCUUGAAGUUGCAGGAUUCUUCAGGAUUGCUGGACAUCAACCAGACAUUGGCUCUCAACCCACACCAUAUUCAGGCGUAUCUGACCCGUGCAGCAUACUACGGCAUGAAGGGCAGAUUUACAAAGGCCAUCAUGAACUGUAAUGAAGUGUUGAGGAUACAGCCCAGCUGUGUGAGAGCACUCCUGUAUCGUGGGUCACUUAAAUAUUGCAUCAAGGCAUACAAGCUAGCAGUGGAAGACCUUAGCUCUGCCAUCUACCUGGACGGCAGCUGCUCACUGGCCUUUUACAACCGUGCCAUCUGCUAUCAAGAGCUUCAUGAGACUGACAAGGCUGUGAAGGAUUACAGUACCAUUGCCUUGCUUGGAAAGCAAAAUGACUUGUGCAGAAAAGUGAUGACAAAUCGAGGAUUGCUAUACUUUGACAAAGGAGACUAUCAAAAUGCACAGCAGGAUUUUUAUGCAGCCAGCAAGAUCGGUCCUCCAGACCCCAAACUGCUCCAAGCAUUGGGAAUCUGCUAUCACAGGCUCGGCCGCGUGAAAGAAGCCGUCGCUGCAUUUGGCGAAGCCACGAAGGCGGACCCCUUCUACGUGAGCGCGUACGUUGGGCGCGGCAACGCCCUCAUGAACUACCGCCACGCGUCCGGCACCAGGGCGGCUCAGCGUGACUACCUCCGAGCGCUGCGUCUCGACCCGCUGAGCGGCCACGCCAGGGUUAACCUGGCCUACAGCCUUCAGGCGAAUGGAAGGUUUCAGAAGGCUUGGAAUCAUUUCACAACAGCAAUUGAGCUGGACACAAGAUGCGCUGAAGCAUUUGAGGGCCGUGCAGUUGUAAACCUCCAGAUGAACAGCACGUUUGCCGCACUGCAAGACAUCAAUACAGCCGUGAAGCUGGGGAAGUCGGCGGAGGUGCUGACAAACCGCGGCGCGAUCCACCAGGGUUCAGGCGAUGUGGUGAGCGCCAUGCGCGACUACCAGGCAGCCAUCGUCGCCGAUCCCAACUACGCCCUCGCGUACUACAACGCCGCCAACGUGUACCUGCACGGCCGCCAGCUGACGCAGGCGCUAGAUUACUAUGACCGAGUGGUGGAACUGGAUCCGAUGGAUGAAUGUGCCUUCCUGAAUCGGGCCAUCGUCCGCUCGCUGAGCGGCGAUGCCACGGGGGCUCUAGCUGACUUCUGCAAGGCCGCCACGCUAAGCCCACAAACGUCACACAUCUACUUCAAUCGUGCGAACCUUCACUGCAUGCUCGGUCAGUACAAACGAGCGGAAGCAGACUACACUGAAGCUCUGACCCUUCAGCCGCACGAUGCAGUUACCUACUUGUGCAGGGCAGAAGUCCGUGGCAAGCUGGGGAAAAAGGAGGAUGCGAUAUCCGAUUAUAAACUUGCGGUGGAGAUACAGACGGGGAGAAAAGAGUCACUGAAAAUGUGAUUCUCCUUUUUUUUACAUUGACAGUGAUCACAAGUUGAAGCCUAUAGAAACUAUAUUCUUAGGUUUUUUUCGGUAAAGUCACGUAGGUAAAACAUCAAAAUUAAUAAA